AUGGUUUCGCAAUACUCUACAACACUGGUUCUUUUGAUUUGCAUCAUCUUGAGUAUCAACGUCACGGCAUAUACUCCUUUGUCCGAUGAGACACUUCACGGUCUUCCAUCUGGAGAAGCAGAUUUUGAUAUAAAAAAUGGAGCCAUUCUUUCACCAAUUUUGAUACCGCGUGUUCCAGGUACUCCAGGAAUCCAAGCCGUUCAAAGGCAUUUUGUUGAUUUCUUUACAACGCGUCUUCCGGAAUGGACAAUUGAGUUUCAGAACUCGACCUCGAAGACUCCUGUCACUGGCGAAAAACAAGUACCCUUUGUUAAUAUCAUUAUAACGCGCGAUCCUCCUUGGGCAAAGUCGGGAAAUGUUGGAAGAUUAGCUCUGGUGGCCCAUUACGAUAGUAAACUUACACCUACUGGAUUCAUUGGCGCAAUUGACAGCGCAGCUCCAUGUGCGAUGAUUAUGCAUGCAGCCAGAAGUGUGGAUGAAGCAUUGACGAAUAAAUGGGCUGCGAUGAAAACGGCUGGUGAUAUUGGUUUGGAGGAAGAAAAGGGUGUCCAAAUAUUGUUUCUUGAUGGUGAAGAGGCAUUCUUAAGCUGGACUGAUGAUGACUCUCUUUACGGUGCAAGGGCAUUGGCAGAAACAUGGGAAACGACACCUCACGCAGCUUUGUCGAAUUACAAAAAUCCAUUAGAUUCGAUUACUUUAUUCCUUCUUCUUGAUCUUCUCGGGCACGAGAAUCCAAAUAUCCCUUCAUACUUCGAAACUACACAUUGGGCCUACAAAAGUCUUGCGACCAUUGAAAAUCGUUUACGAUGGCUUGGAAUAGCUCAAUCAGAAGCUCAGCACCAUUUCCUUUCCGAUUCCGACCGGACAUCCUUUUCUGGUGGUGGGGGUGUACAAGAUGAUCAUAUACCUUUCAUGGCCCGGGGUGUGGAAAUUUUACAUAUGAUACCGACCCCAUUUCCGAUGGAUGUCUGGCAUCGUAUUGAAGAUGAUGGUGAGCAUUUAGAUAUGCCAACAGUAGAAGAUUGGGCUAAAAUGGUAACCGCGUUUGUCGGAGAAUGGAUGGAUUUGGAGGGCUAUUUCCCAUCGCAGCCACGGGUAGAAGGACAAAGGGAAAAGAGAGACAUCACUUCUGAUAGAAAGACCGAAUUAGGCCAAGUGGGUCAUUCUCUCGUUUCUGUUGCCAGAUGCACUCUCCCUAGAGCGAAAACUCUUUCCGUUUACCUUGCGAAGAAUAUCAAAAUCAUUUUCAGAACGCAGGGCAUGAAAACAAGACAUCGUGAUCGAAGUGAGGAAAGAGACAUGGGCGGCGAGUCCUGGUAUGAGCUGGCUACUUCAAAUUCCUGGACUGAUAGCAAAGAUACACAACCUAAAGAGCUUGAAUUACCAGAAACAGCUGGGUCUAAUUCCGGAAUCAUGGCUGGAGUGGUCUCAAAGGUACUUGUCUGUCACCUGUGUACCCCAAUCGACAUUUCCAUUCAGAACGAGCCACAGAUUCAAGUCAUUCUCCAAUUCCUUAGUUUUGUAAAGACAGCACCUGGCUUUAUGGUUGGAUACUGGGGAUACGCCCGCGAAGAGCCCUCUACAUUGGUGAUUCUUUUGCAGUUCGACAUGUUGGAAGAGGACGUUGGUGGGUGGUUUGAAAAGCUGAGUUGGCCUCACAGGACUAGUGCGGAAGAUUUAGGACCAAGGGAUGAGGAGUUUAUACAAGCUGCCAACAAUUUUAAGUCUCUUUUCAGCACAUUUGAGUCAGGCAUCUCCUUUGAAAACCCAUCCUUACCAUCACCAAGAUCAAAUGAUCCCUUUAACGAGGCACAGCUUCAUAGCCAAUUAAUUCCCGCCGAAAUGGUGUAUUUUUACUAUGCCGCGGAUUUUGAUCUAGAUUCCAUCAAGUCCCGCGAUGUCAGACUAUUUCCUGGAUUGAAGGAGGGGAUGUUGGGAUUCGAGUUGAAGGGCGAUCCAGAGACUCUUCCUCUAGUCCCAAUCUAUAAGCCGAGGUAUUGGGCGGAAGUAUUGAUGCAAUUAUCAGAUAAUUCUGGACAAGGGGUCAGAUUACUCGUAUUGCUCGGAGGAUGGGAAAACAUUGCAAAUAUGCCAAAACAUUUGGAGCUGUCGGAGGGAUACUUCGGUGUCAAGAGUUUGAAGUGCCCCGCCGCCGAAGCAUCCACAUUGGCGCACAGGAAAGUAGCCGAGCCAGAAGUCGGAGCCACAGACCAAGACGAGAAGUGCACAUCACAAGUUCCACCCGCGGGACAAUCCAAAUUGCCACACUGGGAGCAUUCUUCAAGCUCGUGGUUCCCUUGA
This is a messenger RNA of Sclerotinia borealis F-4128, 2301 nucleotides long. The record is from the annotation of a GenBank genome assembly. Lineage: Eukaryota; Fungi; Ascomycota; Leotiomycetes; Helotiales; Sclerotiniaceae.